AUGACCGACUCCAAAGUCUCCAACUUAAUGGAAGCACGGAGGAGGCCCUGCGCAAGGAAAUUGAUCUCGCCAUUUACCGAGGAAGUGGAACGAGCUCCGCCGCCAAAGCGGUUCACAACGCCAUCCAUCACUCCGUUCAAAGGAGACUCUGACCCUGAGAGCCAUUUGAGGCACUUCAAGAGCACCAUGAUCCUGUACAAGGCAGACGGCGCCCUGAUGUGCAAAGUGUUCGCGAUGACUUUACGAGGAGCAGCUCAAGACUGGUUCCACACUCUACCGUCCGGGUCGAUAGGCAACUUCAAGGAGUUCGCCCUCAUCUUCACAAAGGAGUACACCUCCUACAAGACGGUCAGAAAGCAUGCAGACCACUUGUUCAACCUGCACAAGAAACCAGACGAGUCUCUUCGAGACUACCUCAGACGAUUCAAGGCUGAGAAGGCGAACAUCAUAGGAUGCAAUGACCAAGUUGCAUCCUCAGCUUUCAAAAAAGGCUUGCCAACCGAACACGAGCUAUACCGUGAGCUGGCCAUAACUCCAAGCCAAACCUUGGCAGAGGUCUUCGCGACGGCAGAGCGCUACGCACUUUGGGACGACGAUCGUAUUGCAGCGAAGAAAGCCAGCAAGCCAGCUGAUCACCCAACAAGGCAGGCGAGCUAA
This is a messenger RNA of Prunus avium (sweet cherry), 657 nucleotides long. NCBI's taxonomy places the organism in Eukaryota, Viridiplantae, Streptophyta, Magnoliopsida, Rosales, Rosaceae. The record is from RefSeq and is a predicted model, not a curated record.